Molecule: messenger RNA, 348 nt
Organism: Meloidogyne enterolobii
Lineage: Eukaryota; Metazoa; Nematoda; Chromadorea; Rhabditida; Meloidogynidae
Source: the annotation of a GenBank genome assembly
GAAGAAAAUAAUGAAAAUAAAAAUGAAGAAAAUAUAGAUGAAGCAAUGAAUGAAAUUAUUGAAUUAUCUAAAGUUAUACGUUCAUUUAAUGAUGUUAUUAGACUUAAUCCAAAUUUCAUUGAGAAAGGCAUUCAACGAUCUAAAGGUGGUGGAGGUUGUUCUACUUCAAUGACUGUUGGAGGAGGAGGAGGAAAUAAUGGUGGAGGGGGAACAAGUAAUUUAAGAAAUGAUGGAAUAUUUGGAGGUGUAAUUAGUGGUAAUGAAGAUGAAGGAUUUUAUUUGGGUGGAGGAAUGGGUGGUAGUGGUGGAAGUGGGGGAGGAGGAGAACGUGGAGGAGGAUCUCCUUAA